CUUCAUUCCUGCGUGUGUGUUGAGUGUGUAGUGUGUGUGGAGAGCGUAGCCGGACCCGUGUGAUCAGCUGUGACCGUGGGAAACGGACAAAAAUCCGUCUUUGGAGCGGAAACUCGAGAAAGAAUCCACACUGAAGCGCAUCAUGGAGUUUCGGGAUAGUUGUCUCCACGUAACGUUACCGCUGAAAGGUUCGUCAGGGGCUGUGAGCUAGUGGAAAGUAAACGCCUCCUCUCCAUCACUGUUUGCUUGGAGUGUUUUAUAAGUUUGCCACAUUAUUUUGGAACUCGCACUUUAACGCAUCAGCGCGUGCCCGUGUGCCUGCGGGAGAGCGGGGACGCGUAUGGAUCGGGAGCGCGGAAGGUCCCCUCAGAAAUCAACCCAGGAGAGCUCGGCUAAAUUAAAACUUUUUGGCUAAAUAAAUUCUAUUAUUUUUAUUUUUAUUGUUAUUAUUAUUAUUAUUAAUAUUGUUGUUGUCCCCUUGGCGUGGGUCCUGUCAGGUGAUUUUUGUGCAUAAAUAAAUCAUCGUAGUGAGUUUGUGAUGAGGCGGACUGCAGCGCGCGGGGGAGGACUCUCCGCUGGAUUUAUUGCGCAGUUUUUAAAAUAACGGGAAAACGGGAACACAAACACACACUCAUGGCACAGAGUAUGUCUGCAAAAGAUAACGCCUGCCGAAAAUUCCAGGCCAAUAUUUUUAACAAGAGUAAAUGCCAGAACUGCUUCAAAGCCCGAGACGCGCACCUGCUGAGUGAUGAAGACUUCACACAGGCAAAACCCAUCUACGGUGGAUGGCUGCUCCUGGCACCUGAAGGAACAAACUUUGACAAUCCUCUGCACAGAUCACGGAAAUGGCAGAGGCGUUUUUUCCUUCUGUAUGAACAUGGACUCCUGCGUUACGCGCUGGAUGACAUGGCCAGCACUCUUCCACAGGGCACCAUAAACCUGAAUCAGUGUGUGGAUGUUGUGGACGGUGAGAGCCGGUCGGGUCAGAAACACUCGCUGUGCAUCUGCACGCCGGAGAAAGACCAUUACAUACGUGCUGAGAGCAAAGAGAUCAUACAUGGGUGGCAGGAGGCACUGAUGGUGUUCCCACGAACCAACAAACAAAACCAGAAGAAGAAACGGAAAGUGGAAACACCAACGCCACAGGAACCAGGUCCUGCGAAGGUGACGGUCACCAGUACCAGCAGCAGCAGCAGCAGUAUGGUGUGUCUCCCCAGCACUAUUGCUCACGCAGAGCGAGUGCCGUCCACCCGGGCCACUCUGUGGCAGGAGGCAACAUGGAGUCGAGCCACUUUACCCACAAGCUGCAGCACCGGCAGCCUGAGUCAGCUGGAUUCAGGAAACGCAAGUGUUGGUCGUAAGCCACGGGUGGAGAGUGGAUAUUUUUCGCUGGAAAAACCCAAACCCGAAGAAGACGAAGAUCGACAGCAUCAUCGCCAGCAGGAGCAAGAGCCUUCGCCACCACAGCAGCAGCAGCAGCAGCUUUCUUCCUCUUCCACCACAUCCUCCUCUUCCUCUCGCUCCAGGUAUCUCUCCUUUGAUCCCGAGCUCUUCAGCUCUCCAAUCAGCUCACACAAACAUACGUCACAUGACCCGCACAGCGCUGCUAGCACACAGACUUACAGCAUUGCACAUAAUGCCUGCGCUCACAAACACAACACGCAGAGACUUAGCAAAUCAGAGGAGCACGUUCCAGCGCCGGAUUCCCCGCCCUCGUCGGAUGCAACUCUCUGUCCCCUUCCCAGCCCAGACCGGCUCUCCAGUCCAAACUCGCAUGCAAACGUCCUCCCAUCGUCCCUGUCUUCCUCUCAGAGCUCUUUAGACUCUGAGCAGAGUCCGGAGGGCCGUGUGGGCGGAGCCUCGGGCAGGGCGGGGCGAGGUGGGGAGGGUUACGCCGCUCUGGCGGAUGUGCCCCGGGCGCGGAGACUCAGUCACCGGGAUGCGUACCGAUCCAGUCAGAAACGGCAGGAGCUGCGAGCGCGCACGAGGAGCCCGGGCAGGGAGGAGGUGGAACGGCUGUUCGGACGUGAACGGAGCAGACGUUCACAGGUCAUUGAGAGAUUUGAGUGUCAUGACACUGUCAGCACUCCAGAGCAAAUGGACACAACUAAUUCUUCAACAGAGCCCGCCCCUUCUUAUUCUAAAACAGCCAAUCAGAGAGCAGGACGCAAUGAGAGACGCCUCUCCAAUCAGAAACAGGAAUUUUCAUUGGAUUCAGCUAAAGGUCAGACAGAUGACGUUUCUUCACUAGCUGGUUAUCGCAGGGCCAAAAGUCUGGAUCGCAGAGCCACAGAGACACUCAUGACUCCAGACCUGCUGAACUUUAAGAAAGGAUGGAUGACCAAACUGUACGAAGAUGGAUUGUGGAAGAAACACUGGUUUGUUCUGACCGAUCAGAGCCUGAGGUUCUACCGCGACUCCAUCGCUGAGGAGGCCGCUGAUCUGGACGGAGAGAUCGAUCUGUCAACGUGCUACGAUGUGAACGAAUUCCCAGUUCAGAGGAACUAUGGCUUCCAAAUCCUUAGUAAGGAAGGGGCAUUCACGCUGUCUGCUAUGACCUCUGGGAUACGUCGGAACUGGAUUCAGGCCAUUUUGAAGAACAUGCGGCCAACCGUCGCUCCUGAUGUCACACGGAAAAACGUGUCUCUGAAACUUUCAGUUCUUAUGCCCAGUUCCCUUCCAGAAGAGCGAACCAGAUCAAAUGUGGAACAAAACUACAUCCAGCCACCUUCUAACUCUUCGCAACUCUCUAACAGCUCUGUAGUUGAAGCUAAAAAGUCGCACGAGGACGUCACAGACUCCGCGCCUCCUUCCGAUCACCGUAAGAGCCGAGUCAACAAGCGCGAGGGACGGUCUAAAACCUUCGACUGGUCUGAGUUCCGUCCAGGACAGGAAAACGAGAGCGGACCACCCUCAAUAAAGAGGGCAGACACUUCAGUCAUUAUCUCAUCUUCUUCUUCCUCCACCUCUUCUGCUGACUCCUCUCCCAUCUCUAGCUCCUCCUCUCAUCAGACGUCAUCCUCGAUCACUACCACAAGCCAUACUGAUAAGUUGCCACAGCAAGAUGAAGAAGUCAUGCAGGAAUAUAUGCACCGCAAUCAGACGGCACCUACAGCAGGCGCAGUCAAGGCGACGACAGUGGCGGAGCCCCCAUCAAAGCUCCCCCGUAAAGUGCCACAGGAACAGGUGAAAAUGGAUGUAGACCAUGCCAGAGACUCCCAGGAGGUCGACAGUCAAAGCGCAGCCCGCAGAAACUCUGAUGUCCGAGUGGAAAUUGAGCAGAGGUGGCAUCAGGUAGAAACAACACCCCUCAGAGAGGAAAAGCAGGUACCAAUCACUGGCAGCUCAAAUGUACCUGUUGGAGAAAGAGCCCUUCCGCAAGAGCUGACCACUGCACUGGAAAAAGAGUUAGGUCAGGCACAAAGGGAGCUGGCGAGACUCCAGCAGCAGAACAGCAUCUUACAGGAGCAACUUCAGGAUGCCCGUGGAAGAGAACAGAAUGCCAGGGAAGGAUACGUACGGCAGAGUGACACGACCGCUGCAAAGCCUUCACCUGAUGCAGCGUCUACCUCGGUUCACCGAGCACCAUGGCAGCGACUCAGCAAGCUGAACCAGGAUCUAAAGUCUGAGCUGGACUCCCAGCGACGGAGGCAGGAUAAGGCCACUCAACAAGUUAGCAGCUUACGGCGUAGCUACAGCGAAGCGAAAGAUAUAAUAGGACACCAUGAGGCAGAGAUCGAGGCCUUGGAGGACAAGCUAACAGCUGCCAUGGCAGAUAUUGUAGCGAGCGAGCAGGCUGUGGCACGCAUGCGUAGCGAGUUAAAAAUCGAGCGGGUUCGAUGUCAAGAACGUGAGGAAGAAUGGGUCCGAAAUGAGACUAUGUUGCGGUCGCAGCUGCGAGAGAGCGAGGAACGUCUUCGGCAAGUCGAGGCUAGUUUGCUAGAGAAGAACCAGGAACUGAGACAGCUCGAGCAGAAGCAAGCUUUGCAGAGGGACCAGCACAAAGAGGUGCAGAGGCUACAGGAGAGACUCGCUGAGGCCACUGGACGUCUGAUUUCCAUGGAGGAAGCUGAAAAUAUGAGAGAGGAGCGGGAGAGGAAAGAGCAGCGAUGCCUGGAGGAGAAACACGAGCGGGAGCGGCAGGGACUGACCUGGAGAUUGGCAGAAUCCGAAGAGAGGAGGUGUGAAAUUGAAGAGCAACUGCAAGAGGCUCAAGAACAAGUGGAGGCACUGCUGAGAGGGAGCGGCGGGAUGGAAACUGUGGGACUCAGGGAGGAUGUUCAUCGUCUUCAGCAGGAGUUGGAGACGCAGACGGAUAUGGUGGAAAUGCUGCGAGAAAGUGUGAGGAGGCUGGAGGAGGAACGUGACCAACUUACUUGCCGCUGUCAGGAACUCCUCAAUCAGAUUGCAGAGGCCGACCGAGAGGUAGGAAAGCAACAGGCAUGUUUAACGACGGUGGAAACAGACUAUCACUCUCUUGAGAGCUCGUAUGAGCGUGUCUCAGAAGAAUUUGCUAGGAUAAGUCAUGUGCUACGAGAGAAGGAAGAGGAAGUGAAGCAGACAAAGGAAAUGUACGAGCAGCUAAUCAGGCAGAAGGAGCAGGACUUGAGCGAGGCCCUCAUCAAGAUGGCUGCCUUAGGCAGUAGUCUAGAAGAAACAGAAUUUUGCUUGCAGCAAAAAGAGGAACUUCUUUCUAAAAUGGAGCGUGACUAUCCGGGACUGGUAGAGUCCCGUAAAGCGGAACAGGAGCUUCAGGCAAAACUGGUGGUUGCAGAGGAUCGGAUUGCUGAGCUGGAGGAACACCUCAAUGCCCUGCGACUCGGAUAUGCAGAUCUCAGGAUACGACGUUGUCGCUCGCAGGAAGACCUGCUUGACGGUUUGAAAGAAAUGCAACAUGAUGUUUCCUCAUCAUCAAGCACCUCCCAACUCCUGCUUGCAAGAAGCAGCUCCGAGACGGAAAUGUCCUUGGUAAAGCGCCAGAGGAUUCGCUUUUCCACUAUUCAGUGCCAAUCCUAUCACCGGUCCCAGGGAGCAGACAAGUUUCAGACAGAAAAUACAUCUUUGGAUCUGACACAAGAUCUGAGCCUAGACCACAUGCAUGACCUGAGCCUGACCCAAGAUAUCAGUGUAGUCAGUGACAGUUCAUUCCAGCAGUGUAGAGAUCCAGAUAAGUUCAUUUCUAUUAUAAACGCUUUGGAAACCAAGCUAUUGGCCACAGAGGAGAAGCUCAGGCACCUCACAGAGAAGAUACGGGACCAGCCCGAUCUUUCAGCAAUGCAGGAACACCUGAGCACCAGCGCUACCGUGGAGGACUACACGACUAAAACCUGUGAUGAAUUACCAUUGGAUGAACCCAGUCAGAAAUUCCUUAGCAAGACUUUUGGCGAGCAGGACAGUGAGGAAUAUGAGAAGGCAUUGGCACUAGUGGAGUGUUGCACAGAAAGAGUCAGAGAAAUUCUCAGCAAUCAGAAAGAGAGCAGUCCUGCUGAAUCUCUCAUUAGUACCCUUGCAGAAGUAGAGAAACGGCUGGUUUGUGCCACCAUGUACCUGAGGAAGGGCAGCACAUUGUUUGAGUCAUGCCAGAUCUUUGAUGCACCAGAUGUGCAAUCAAUGCAGGAAAGUAUAAAGCGGUUUGCCAGAAUGUUAACCUUUGAAGCUGAGGUUCUGGAGAAGAUGGGGUUGUCUCUGCAAGACCUGAACUCUGAUAUUAUGUCGGCCCUGAACUCCAUUCACAAGGAUGCCGAAAAUAUCAAGAAGAACUGCAACGGCUGCCUCUCAGUUGUUUAUGCUGAUGUACUUUCAAGAAAACUUAUGCUGGAGACCAUGUUCUUGGCAGAGGUGGACAAGCUCGAGACGAGUAAACUAUCAAAUAGUGCUUUUUCACAGGAUAUCAUCAAGAAUGUCUGCAUUAGUGCUGAGCUUGCCUAUUCGCUUCAGAAUCUAACAAUGAAUUUCCAGGAAAAAUUCAAUGAGCUUCAAAAGGACUUGCUCCAGGCGAACGAGACCUUGAAACAAAAGGACAUGGCUCUGAAAGAUGCUGUUAGUGCAUCAAAGCGUGCUCACAUUGAGAGCAUGACCCAAAGUGAUACUGGUCAUCUUGGUGACAUCGCCCCUCCUGAACUUGUCCCCUAUAUGGAGCAGAUUGAGAUUGAGGAAGCUCAGAGUUUAGCGGCAGAGAUUGUCCGCAGACAUUUAGCAAGCGGCAUGCUAUCCCAUAGUGCAGAUUCAGAAUCGCAUCUGCAAACGAGUUGGGAAAAUCUCAUCGCUGAGCUAAAAAAGCAAGCAAAAGCCCUCCGCUGUCUCUCUCAGGAAAUUGAGAGGAUCUGCGAGGAAGGAGAAACAAAUUCACUUUCUGGACUUGCGGAUGCCAUCCAGAUGAGCUCGUGGCGCGAUGACUCCAGCGCCGCUUGCCUGCGAGAGGCUUUGAUGCAGGCGCAGGUUGCAUAUGUUGCUUGCAGGUUGAGAGCAGGUCACACGAGGGAACUUUCUCUCUGUCAGGAGACUAGCCGCAACAUGACAGUGCUCGUCCAGGAACACGCUGAGAGUGUUGCAGCCAUACAAAGGCACUACCAGAGCUGCUUGGAGAAAGAACAUCUUAGCUUCACUGGCACUAUCAGUUCCUUGCAGGAGGAGAACGACAUGCUUCGAGGAGAACUAUCCUAUAAGCUCAGGGAGCUCCAGGAGCAACGGCAGAACUUAACCCAGCUGGAAGAGGAAUUUCAUAGGGAGAAAGAAGAGCUCAAGAACAGGCAUGCAGAUGAGAUGGGAAGGGCCAAGCAGGAGCAGAUAACCAGAGAGCUCGAACUAAUGGAGCGUGCCGCCAAUAGCCAACACAGGCUGGAGACCCUGCUGCUAGAAAUGGAAGAUGCUGAGUUGAGGCACAAGGAGCAAAUCCGAAAACUUGAGCAGGAAUUUCAGAGUAAGGUCCAGGAACUAGAACACGCCAACAGAGAUGAGCUCCGCAAGCUACAAGAAUGCUACAGCCAGACCAUCUGCUUGCUGGAGGAGAGGCGCGAACAAGUGGAGAACAAAGAUGAGGCCGACGCAUGUCCCAUGGAGGAAGGGGAUGGAACUGAUCAGGUAACUUGCAGGGAGUCCCUGCUCCGAAUCCGGGAGCUGGAAAUGCAGUUGAGCAGCAUGAGGGAGGAGCUGGAACAGAAACCACUGGAUGGAGAUCUGACCAGCCUGAAGGAGAAAUACCAGCGAGACUUGGACAGCCUCAAGGCGACAUGCGAGCGUGGAUUUGCAGCGAUGGAGGAGACGCAUCAGAAGGUGAUCGAGGACAUCCAAAGGCAGCAUCAGCGAGAGAUCCGGAAACUUCUGGAGGAGAAAGAAAGACUGCUGGAGGAGGAAACAAACGCCACUAUUGCUGCGAUUGAGGCCAUGAAAAACGCUCAUCGCGAGGAACUGGGGAAAACGCAGCGGUCGCAGAUGAGCGGUGUGAGCGCAGACAUUCAGGAGCUGCGCAGACAGUAUGAAGAGGAGUUGCAGUCUAUCCAUCGUGAGCUGGAGGUUUUAUCUGAGCAGUAUUCUCAGAAGUGUUUAGAAAACGCACAUUUGGCUCAAGCACUGGAGGCUGAGAGACAGGCACUGGGACAGUGCCAGCGAGAGAACCAGAAACUUCAUAUACACAACCAGGAACUAAAUCAUCGUCUGAAUGAAGAGAUCACCAGAAUGCACUCUUGCAUGAGUGAAGACAAAUUGCCUUCCUCUCUGACACAAGGCAAAGACAUCUAUGAACUGGAGGUUUUGCUGCGAGUGAAGGAGUCAGAGAUCCAGUACCUCAAACAGGAAAUAAACUCUCUCAAAGACGAGCUGCAGUCGGCACUUCGAGAUAAGAAGUAUGCUUCGGAUAAGUACAAGGACAUUUACACAGAGCUGAGUAUCGUCAAAGCUAAAGCUGACUGUGACAUUAACAAGCUGAGGGAGAAACUUUUGGCUGCUACAGAAGCUCUUGGGGAAUUAGACGCUGAAGGAAGUGGCGUUUCUGCUGGAUACGACAUUAUGAAGUCAAAGAGUAACCCAGAUUUCCUGAAGAUAGAAAAAUCCAAACAGAUGCGUGGGGUCAGGUCAAAGGCAGAGAGUGAGGGGUUGGUCGGGGGUAGCUGACCGCUGUGACCCCAUCAGGUCCUUCAGGUGAAGCAGGUAUCGCUCUUAGUUUGAAGGAGGGAUUGACAGUACAGGAGAGGAUGAAGCUAUUCGAAACUAAAGACUCCAGAAAGAUAUAACACACCUCACACACUUUCUUUCUUCCUUUUUUUGUAUUCUCGCUCUUUUAUUGUCUUCAUUUAGAUCUUCUUGGUUGGUAGAUGAAGCAGGGUAAAGAACUUCAGCUUUCUGAUUGUGUUUUAAUAUUGUUUGUGUGAAUUAAGGGAAUGACAUGUUUCAAUAUUGACACAGACCAUUUUUGCCAACCUUCAGCUCCGAUGAACCUCAUAUUUUUGGUGUUUUUUGGUCUCUAGAAGUCCUGAAGCUGUUCCUCAUCAUCAGUAUAUAUGAACACACUCAGUAUUGAACUAGAACACUAGACGUGUGUGUGUGUGUGUUUCUCAUUUGAGUAUCUUCUGAAUGGCUGCUGUUUUGUCUUUAUAGGGGUGCUGGUGACAUUUUUAUGAUUAUUCUGAGAGAAGAAGAAUUGCUUAAUUAUUGACAGAGAGAUGUUAUUUUGCCAAUGAUAUUGUAAAUAUGAGUAAAGUCGCGUACGUGAUAACAUUUUUUCAGACUUUUUAGUACUGUAACCUUGAGAUGAAAUGACGUGGUUUCUAUAAGCUGGGUAACGUGAGUGCGAGUGUGUUUUGUAGAGUGUUUUUGAUCGUCAGAGAGGUUUGGCCGAUUAUGUGCUUCAGUCAUUUACUUGAGGAGAAUCUAAUUGCUGUUUUAAUUGCUUUUGUGUUGUUUCUGGUUUAAUCGGAUGUGCAAAAUUUAGAGCAACCAAACGUGAUCUCUGCUGUGGGUUGUUUUGGCAUAAAGCGUUCGUUCGGCUACUGAUAGUGAGCUAAUUUCGUCCUGUAAUUCGAUCUGAACGUGGGACACUUUAAUGAUUUAGUUAUUCCAGCGUUCGUGCUGUUUAAUACUGGCCUUUGCAUGAAUAUGAAGCACUUUGAGUCGUUAAUUUCUGUGUUCUGGUUUUGAAACAUGUGAUUCCAUAUUCCUUCUGCUCCAGAAUUCAGAAAGUAUUGAACACACAACAAAGAAAACUCACUGUAUAAUAAUAUUCAAUAUUUGCUUUGUAAAUAAUUGGUUUUAGAGAAGAUUCCUUUAUCUUGUUCUCUCGGUCUGCAUAGAGGAAAAAAAUAUCUUUAUAUCUAUCUAUAAGCCGUAUGUCUACACCUAAUCUGUAUGAAUAUUUUUAUUUUGGUGUGCGUGAAUGUGAUACAUCUGUAAUAAUAAAAAUGUUUUUGAAUCAAAAA
Molecule: messenger RNA, 9410 nt
Organism: Onychostoma macrolepis
Lineage: Eukaryota; Metazoa; Chordata; Actinopteri; Cypriniformes; Cyprinidae
Gene: mpripa
Product: myosin phosphatase Rho-interacting protein
Exons: 26
Coding region: 634-8109 (2491 amino acids)
Biological process (GO): actin filament organization
Cellular component (GO): actin cytoskeleton
Molecular function (GO): actin filament binding
Source: RefSeq, a predicted model, not a curated record